AUGGCUUUAAUGGCUAUAAUGUUUUCUAGAGACAUAUUUCAGGCUCAUAACGAGCUAUUUUACGAGCUAGGAACACUUUUGAAUCCACAAUUCUGUACAUACUGUUUAAUCGAAACAUCGUCGUUUUGUAUUAUUUUUUUCAAGGUUACAGAUUUCACCAAUAUCCUGAAAGCGAUAACGUGGAGCAAACGAUUGCUCGGUUGUUCUGGAAUUUGGCCAUUAGAAGUUCGGAACUCGUUGUUUCUACCAUUUCUGGUUUACGGAUUUCUUUACAGUAUUUUAGGAUUUCUUGAUUUAGCAGAUUUUAUCACAGAUUUUCAUUACGUACUGACAAACAUUAUGGAGAAUAUGUUGAUGUUUGUGACACUAUUGAAAUUUGGAGUGUGCCGAAUGAAGUGUCGAUCUUUGUCAAUAUUUUUAUCUGAAACAAAAAACGAUUAUGUCAUCGAUAAUUAUAAAACGAAAGAGGAGAAACUGAUUUUUAUGAAAUAUAACAAAUUUUCCUAUAUAUUCAUCAUGGCUUCGUUACCACCAAUGGUCCUCACAAGUUUUUUGUAUUAUUUUAAAACUGUCAUACCGAGUAUGCUUAUGGUUAUAGCGAAUUCUUCAUAUGAAUAUAAAUUACCAUAUAAAAUAAAGCAGAUACCGAAGCCAUAUGAUAUAAAAAGUUAUACGUUUGGUUGCGUAUACCAAUUUAUGAGCAUAGUAAUGGUACUUUCCGGUUACGUCGGAAUUGAUUGUUUAUUGGCUUGUACCGGAUUUCAUCUUACUGGCCAAUUAGCCAUAUUGAACAGUAGAGUGAAGGAGGUUUUAGUGGAUACCAAUGGUCCUCGGCAGGGAAUUCGAAAAAUGAUUCUUCGACAUUAUCAGUUGAUAAGAUUAGCGGAUAUAUUAGAAGAUAGUUUUAAUAUCGUCAUUUUUCUACAUUUGGUAUGUUCAACGAUUCUACUUUGUACGUCGAGUUAUCAAAUGCUUCGCAGUUUAGCGGUAUUAGAAAAAAUUUAUAUAUUAACAUUCAUUAUGUACGUUGGCCUUUUGUUGAGCACAUUGUUUGGUUAUUGUUACAUGGGUGAAUGUCUCAUCGAGGAAAGCACGAAUUUGUGCGAAGCGCUUUAUCAUUCCGAUUGGUACGAGUUGCCAACGAUCGAUAUACAAUCAAUUUGCAUUUGCAUGGUUCGUGCUAGAAAACCACUGCAAUUGACUUGUGCGAAGUUUUGCGUUUUGUCUUUGUGCACUUUUAGCGACAUAGUGAAGACAUCAAUGGCGUAUUUAUCAGUAGUACGAACAUUUAUGUAAACAAUAUUGUGAAAUAAUUAGUUUUGAAUAAUUAUUACUGGAAUAUUAUUACUGACAUGUUGAUAAAAAUUGAAAACAUACUGCAUAUAAUAAAUAUGCAUACAAUCACGUAAUAUAGAUAAGUAUCGGUACCAAAUUCGUAAAAGCGACAAAAGGGAGUAAACGAUUGCUCGGCCUUAUAGGGAUUUGGACUACUUACUUUGGAAAUUUACGAAUCGGUGACGUCUGCGUUCUUACUUUGUGGCUGUGUAUACAAUAUUCUUGCAUUUUUUAAUUUUAUCAAUCACAUAAAAAAUUUGUGUUACAUUAUAGUGAAUGUAGUGAAGAACAUAUCAGUAUUAUAAUAAAGCAUCGUUCAUUGUCAACAUUUCUGAUCGAAACCAAAGCUGAGUACACAACUGAUAAUUAUAAAAAUGACGAAGAGAUUAAUUUUUUUUUAAUUAUAACAAAAUUUUUUAUAGUCAUUUUCAUCGUCAUUUUAUUGCCAAGAUCGACAAUCUUAUUUCUUUUAUAUUAUUGUAGAUCAGUCUUACCGAAUGUACUAAUAGUUUCGAUCAUACUAAUAAAUUAAUUAAACAUUUUCAUUCGUUUCUAUCAAUACGAUA
Messenger RNA from Vespula pensylvanica (western yellowjacket), 1901 nucleotides. Its product is annotated as odorant receptor 13a-like. The coding region runs from base 1 to 1296 and encodes 431 amino acids. Lineage: Eukaryota; Metazoa; Arthropoda; Insecta; Hymenoptera; Vespidae. Gene Ontology annotation, cellular component: plasma membrane. The transcript is spliced from 8 exons. Gene Ontology annotation, biological process: sensory perception of smell; detection of chemical stimulus involved in sensory perception of smell. Gene Ontology annotation, molecular function: olfactory receptor activity; odorant binding. The record is from RefSeq and is a predicted model, not a curated record.